Sinocyclocheilus grahami is the source of this 1105-nucleotide messenger RNA. RefSeq lists its product as uncharacterized. The record is from RefSeq and is a predicted model, not a curated record. The transcript is spliced from 7 exons. Bases 97 to 753 code for a protein of 218 amino acids. Lineage: Eukaryota; Metazoa; Chordata; Actinopteri; Cypriniformes; Cyprinidae.
UCCGAAAACCCUACAACAGGGCGUCUUUAGGGGAUCUUGGCCACAAUACAAUAUAGUGAUUGUUUUAACGUAUACAUUGAAGACCAGCAGAAGAAAAUGACCAGCGAACCCGAGGAGGCAGAGGUUUCGGGCUUUGUUUCAGUGGUUACUGCCGCGCAGAGCAAGGGCGAGGCGGGAACGUUACUGGAAGUUACUUUCCAGAGGAACCCCUGUCAAAAAUACAAAUACCUGGAGGCAGAACCCAAGAUUUUAGGGAAAAAUAUCCUUCAAUAUGAUUUAGCCUACCACUAUGUUUUCUUUAAACUGGGCAUACUUUCUGGCGGUGUAGCAAUAGCAGCGCAGAAUCUUCACCUGCGGACACUCAAGGCUUGUUUGGGAAUGCAGGUGGUCACAUGUGUGGCAUAUACUUUCUGUCUUAUGGGAACAUCUGUUGAGCCAGAUCCACACCUUAUUGGCUGCUGGCAUCAUAAUGACAGCGAGAUAACACAUGAAAAUGACACAUGUAUACGAUUAGAGUGGUUACCUACCAAAAGUGGUGCAAAGAAGGACCGGUGUCAGGGUCAUGGACACCCAAGGCUCAUGGACGCCCAAGAAGGGAUUGAUCUACUGUAUUCAUUAGAUGAGCUGACGGAGGUGACUCAGAUUGUCCUCUCUGUCACACUAGCUGCAUACUGCUGCAAGGUGAUUCCUUGCUGCACUCCCAGAUCUCAUGUGCCUGUCAUCGUUAUGACGCCACCCACAACUCCGCAAUGAAAGUGAGAGUGUGUGCAUCUAAAAAGACUAAUAUUACUAAUAAAUCUCAAUCUUAGAACACAUUAUUAGAUACAUUAAUACAUUAUACCUUAGUCAAACAUAAUAUCACUAAUAUAUCUCUAUACAAAUAUUUUGAGAACAUAAAAACAUCUAGUCAUUUAACAGCUUUUUAAUAGACUUUUAACAUAAUGUUCAGACUGCAGACCUAUUUAUGAAUUAACAUACUGUACAUGUGUAUAAUUUCCAGUGUGAAUUAAUAUCUUAAUGCAACAUAUAAAACUUGUAAAAAUAGCCUUUUACAGAACAUAUACUUUAAGAAUCAGUUGGUGUAUGGACAUUGUCAAUACUCAAA